This is a messenger RNA of Prorocentrum cordatum, 668 nucleotides long. Lineage: Eukaryota; Dinophyceae; Prorocentrales; Prorocentraceae. The record is from the annotation of a GenBank genome assembly.
GGCGUCUACGGCGCGGAGCUUUCGAGCGCGAUGAUUUCGAGGGCAGGCUUCCAGGUUGCGCCCGGGAACGAUGGAGAGAGCUCGAUCGCGGCGCUGAAGCGCCAGGUGGGCAGGCUGCUGGCGAGCAGGCCCGAGGCGGAGGUGGGCGCGUGGAACUCAGGCGUUGAUGAUUCGCACUCGAAUGGGAUGGCGGAGCGCGCAAUCCUGGAGGCGAAGGCGAACGCGAGGAAGUUGCUCAACGACCCCCCGCUGGUCGCGCGGAUCGCGCGGCGGGCGGCGAUGGCCAUCGACGUGGGUCGUCGCGGCGUGGGUGGCAAGGCGCCUCAGGAGAGGCGUCGCGGGAUGCCCUCCAAGAUGGCGUUCGGCGAGUUCGGCGAGAAUGCGUCGCCCCUGCAUGUCGGCGCGAGGGCGAGCAGGCUGGGGGCGAGGUUCAGGCCCGGCGUCUACUCGGGGAUCGCCGAGGACAACAGCGACGCGCUCGUCGGGGUCCCAACUGGCGAGGAGCUCGAGGGUUGCUUUGGGAUUGACUCGGAGAUGGGGCGGAAGCUGGGCUCGGAGUUCGAUUCGCCGCUGAGCCAGCGGCGCCACCUGAAGGAGCAACCUGCAGCGCCUGGGGCGCUGGGCGCGGCGCCGUUGCGCGCGUGCAUCAAGAGGGGCGACGUGGACAA